UGAAGGUGUCAACUGUCAAAAUUGAAACAUUCAGUAAACGUCAGGUAGUUUUGUCUAUUCCUUUUCCUGAUAAAAUAUUGUCUUGGUAGUAACAGAAAUGGGUCGUUAUUCUCGGGAACCUGAUAAUCCAACCAAGUCAUGCAAGGCUCGUGGCUCGAACCUGCGUGUUCAUUUCAAGAACACAUAUGAGACUGCUAUGGCUAUCAAGAAGUUGACCUUGCGCCGUGCCGUACGCUACCUCAAAAACGUUGUAGACCAGAAGGAAUGCAUACCUUUCCGUCGCUUCAACGGCGGUGUCGGUAGAUGCGCACAGGCCAAGCAGUUUGGAACUACACAAGGUCGUUGGCCUAAAAAAUCCGCUGAAUUCCUACUGCAACUCCUGAGGAACGCAGAAUCGAACGCGGAUCUCAAAGGCUUGGAUGUUGACAGGCUUGUCAUUGAACACAUUCAGGUAAACCGCGCCCCCUGUCUCCGCAGGCGUACAUACCGCGCUCACGGUCGUAUCAACCCUUACAUGUCGUCGCCCUGCCACAUCGAGGUCUGCCUCAGUGAGCGAGAGGACACAGUCGCCAGAGCCGCUCCAACUGACGACGCGCCCGCUAAGAAGAAGCUGUCCAAAAAGAAACUGGCUCGCCAGAAGGAGAAGAUGAUGAGGGAAUAGAAUUUUAAGGGUUAAUAAAUGACUUACAGUAA
Messenger RNA from Melitaea cinxia (Glanville fritillary), 693 nucleotides. It is a transcript of the gene RpL17, whose product is annotated as 60S ribosomal protein L17. Lineage: Eukaryota; Metazoa; Arthropoda; Insecta; Lepidoptera; Nymphalidae. The coding region runs from base 98 to 661 and encodes 187 amino acids. Gene Ontology annotation, molecular function: structural constituent of ribosome. The transcript has 4 exons. Gene Ontology annotation, biological process: cytoplasmic translation. The record is from RefSeq and is a predicted model, not a curated record. Gene Ontology annotation, cellular component: cytosolic large ribosomal subunit; ribosome.